AUGUCAAUUAAUAGUAGACCAAAAAGAAAAGCUACUAUAAAUAAAAAUUAUAAUGAUCCAGAUGAUAAUUUUAUUGAUUCAGAUCAAGAAGAAGAACAAGAAAAACAAGAAAAUCAGGAAUUAUCUACUGCUAAUUCAUCAUCAACUAGUAUAAAUUCAACGCCAACUGCUACAGAAGGUAGAACAACAAGAAGGUCAACAGCUGCUGCUGCUGCUGCUAAAUCAAAUAAUAAAAAAUCAAAAGAAAACACGAAAGGUACUUCUCCUGCUGCUCCUGCUGCUCCUUCUAAACCCCCAUUACCUUAUAAUUGGCAACCGCCAAUAACACCCGAAGAUUAUUUUUCAAAUAAAUUAGAUUUAUCAGAUGCGUACAUUGAUUUAAAUUUACAAAUUUUAUAUUGUCCAAACCAAACAAUAAUAACAAACAACUCCACCAAUAAUAAUAAUAAUACUAGACGGAAGAAUAGUAAGUCUGUUUUUUCAUUAUCUAAAGGUCAAUAUAUUUAUCUUAUUUGUGAACCACCUGGAGAUCCGUAUUAUGUAGGUAGGAUUUUAGGGUUUAAACAUAAAAAUCAUCAUGGUGAAACAAAAAAGCCUAAGAAUAAUAUAGUAGAUGCAAAAGAUUAUGAAUUCCAAAUUCAAUGGUUUUAUAGACCUCGUGAUAUCUCCAAAACAACAUCAGAUUCAAGAUUAUUAUAUUCUUCAAUGCAUAGUGAUUCUUGUCCAUUAAUGAGUUAUAGAGGAUUGGUUACAGUUAAACAUAAACAAGAUAUAGAAGAUGAAUAUAAUAAAUUACAACCAACCACCACCACCGCCAAAAGAAACACCAAUAAUAAAAAAUCAUCAUCACCAUCAGUUUCACCAUUGGAAAUAUAUACAUCACAACCAAAUUGUUUUUAUUUCAAUCAGUUAUUUGAUCGAUACAUGAUUAAAUUUUAUGAUGUACUUUCCACAAUCAAUCUCAUGCAAUAUUCAACAAAUGAUUCCAAAUCAAGGAACUUUUUAAUUGCUAUACAUAAACGAUUUGAAUUCAUUUUUGUAGAAUCAACAAGAACAAAAUCAUUAAUUAAUUCAUUUCUGGCUGAUUCUUGUAAUUGUGAACUUUGUGGCUUAUGGUGUGUCAGUCAAGAUUCAGUAAAUUGUAUUGAAUGUAAUAAUUAUUAUCAUAUGUAUUGUUUAGACCCUCCAUUAUUGAAAAAACCAAGUCGUGGAUUUUCUUGGAGUUGUGCUACAUGUACGAAAAAACAUGAGAUUGAAUAUCAUCAAAAGAAGAUACUCAUGUUAAGUCAUGAUAAUAAAUCUCUGAAUCAAGAUCAAUUAAACAAUGAAUUAAAUGCAUUAAGUUCAUUAGAAGAAGAGACUGGGAAUUUUAAUGUAUCAGAUGAUCAAUCAUUACCAAAAUAUGAAAUAAUGGCUACAUUAUUCCUUGAAGAAGAUAAAGAAAAUAGUAUUGAACAGAGGAGAAUACUUGAAGAAUGGCCAAUGAGGUAUUUAGGUGUGAAUGCAAGAUUAGAAGAAGGUGUUGAUUUAACUGAUAAAACACCAUAUCCUAGAGCUUCUACUAGAUUAGGUGCUAAACAUCAAGCUGUUUAUAUACCUGAAUGUAAUGGACAUCCAAUUGUAUAUUAUGAUGUUGAAGAUAAAUCUCCCAAAAAAAAAAUAACAAUAAAAGAUAGGAAAAAAACAAGAGAUAAACAAGAAACAAUAAAACAAUUAAAAGUACCUGAAGAAUAUAAAAAUGUUGAUCCAAAAGAUUAUCCGAGUUGGUUGCAACCUCGUCCAAAGGGAUAUACUGAAAGAGGAGUAGAUGACGGAGAUGGAGAUACAGUUACAUUAUUAUGGAAAACUUCUGAAUUGGAUAGAGAAAAUCAUUUUGCAAAUUUAAAUCAAUACAUCCAAAAAUGUAAAUCAAUAGCUGAAAAUCUUGGAUUAUCUCCAAAUUCACCAAAUUUUUAUGAUGCAAUCUUAUUAAAUUAUAUGAAAUUUAAAGGAGAUAUAGAAAUGGCAUAUCUUGAAUCAUCGGCAUUGACAAAAAAGAAAUUACACGAACCUGUAUUUACAAAAGAAGAAGUUAAGAGAUUUGAAAAUGCAGUUAAAGAAUUUGGAUCAGAGUUGUAUCCCGUUUACAGUAGAGUUAAAACACAACCAAGUGCCAUGAUAGUUAGAUUCUGGUAUCUUUGGAAAAAGACAAAAAAUGGCGCAUUAAUAUGGGGAAAUUAUGAAGGAAGAGUCAAAAAAUCAAAAGUACAAAAUAAAACAAAAGAAGAAGAGAAGAAAGUGGUGGUCAUUGAUGAUCUCGCAAAUUCUAAAGAUGAUUCUUCAUUUGAGAAUGAGAAGAUAAUAUCUCAAAAGAAGAAAUUUAAUUGUAAACAUUGUAAUACUCAUUCUUCAAUCCAAUGGUAUAGAAUUACAGGUAUCCAAGAUUCAAAGAAAUUAAAAGAUGAAAAAUUUGUUUCUGGUUUAUGUUUUAGAUGUGCUAAAUUAUGGAGAAGAUAUGCUGUUAUAUGGGAAGAUCCAAAUGAAGUUCAACGAAAAUUGAGUAAUAAUAAAUAUAGUGGAUGGAAGAAAAAAAUUGAAAGUGAAUUAGUUAAUGAUUCAAAUAGGAUAUUGGCAUAUGCGGAAGAAAAAGGAAUGAGUUUAAAUUAUGAUAAAAUCCAAGAUGGAGAUACUAUAAUUUCUAAUAAGUUGCCUAAACCAGUUGAAGAAAUAAUGAAAAAAGAAAAUAAAAGAAAAUUGGAAGAAACUGUUUCAACUCCUAAGAAGAAAACAAAAGUCAAAAAGGAAGAAGAACCUAAAAAACUGAAAAACAAACCGGGUCCAAAGCCUGGAGUACCUCGAAUACCAAAAAAUGUAACCAAAGUAAUUGAUUCAACAGGUAGAAAUGUAAUGAAAGUUGUAGGUACAGAUAUGAAACCAAUUGAGAUAGAUAUGGGUAUAUUACCUUAUGAUUAUGAUGUAAUGGAACUAGAAACUAAAGAAAAAGUAAUAGCACCAAUUUUAGAAUCUUCAAGACCAAUCAAAAAUGAAAAAGUAUAUGAAUUGAUAUUUAACAAAAAUUAUAAAACACCAAACUUACAGAAACUAAAAGCAGCUCCUUCUGGAAUAUCAGCUGAUUUUGUCGAUGAGAUGGUUAAAUCGUUCAGAAUUAAUCAAUUAGCUGACGUAUAUUCGAAAUUACAAAUUAAGAAUCAAAAUUUAUCAAUUGGUUUACCAUUCUCACAGAAUAAAAGAAAAUGUAGCAUAUGUAGAGAAGAUGAUCAUAAUCAAGAUUCAAUUAAUGAGAUGUUGAUAUGUGCUUCAUGUGGAGUUAAUAUUCAUUCAUCAUGUGCUAAUUUGAAUAUAAACAAACGAAGUCAAAGAGAAUGGGUUUGUGAUUGUUGCAUAAAUGAUAUGAAACCAAUUAAUUCAUGUAAUUAUAAUUGUUGUUUAUGUUUAGCAAAUGAAACGAAUUAUGAACUAUCAAUCACUGGUAAUGAAAAAGUUAUUCCAGAUUAUUUGAAACCUAUUACAAAUGGGAAAUGGUGUCAUUUGAGCUGUGCUAUGUUUAAUAAUAAUAUUUUAUUCAGAAAGAAAGAGAAUAAAUUAAUAAUUGAAGAUGUUUCUAAGAUAUUUAUAAAUAAUCAUGACAUUAAAUGUGGAAUAUGUGAUUCAUAUAAUGGAAGUUUAAUAAAUUGUGAACUUUGUGAUAGGAAAUUCCAUAUUACUUGUGCCCAAGACAGCCCAAACUACAAAAUAGGAUUCAGAUUAAUAAAUGGUAAAGAAGUAGAAGUAGGUGAUAAAAUCGGGAAAUUGAAAUCAGUAUUAAUAUGUCCUAAUCAUCAAAAAAAUGUUUUGAACUUGAGAACAAUGGGAAGAAGAACAAGCAGUCGAUUAGAAAAACCAUUGAUUCAAUUAUAUUUAGAAGAUUUACUAAACAACAUCCCAAAGUAUAUUACUUCAGGAGCUAAUUUGAAAUCAUUGAUAUAUGCAGAGAAUUGUAAAUUAUUAAAUGAAGACAAGGUAUCCAAAAAAGAGAAGUUGAAAGAAUGUAUUAAGUGUAAAUCUGAUAUGAGUCCAAUGUGGUGGCCUUCUGUAAAUGAUAUUGGUGUUGUUUGUCAAUCUUGUCAUUUCGAUAAGAAUAGAAAUGUUAAUGUUGAUGAUGAUGAUUUGAUUCUGAUGUCUCAGCCUAUUAAUGGAGAAAAUUACGGGAUUAAAAAUUCAAAUGAUUCUGUUGUUAGUCGAUUUAAACCUAAAUUGGAAUUAAAGAUUACUCAACAACAAUUGGAAAAUUUGAAUAAAUCUAGUGCUAUAAAGUAA
Insectozyma verbasci is the source of this 4296-nucleotide messenger RNA. NCBI's taxonomy places the organism in Eukaryota, Fungi, Ascomycota, Pichiomycetes, Serinales, Debaryomycetaceae. The record is from the annotation of a GenBank genome assembly.